AUGAGCUUCAAGGCCCCAUUCACACUCCUGGAACUGGCAGUAAAGAGUCUGCUUAGGAAUGAGGCCUUGGCCAUCUCAACACUGCAGAAGCUGCCCAUGGAGCUCUUCCCAUCCCUGUUCAAGGAGGCCUUCAAGAGCAGACACAUGAAGAUACUGACAGCGAUGGUGGCAGAAUGGCCCUUUUCCUGCCUCCCUGUGGGGGCGCUGAUGCAGGUCCCUGAUGUGGUGAUAUUACAAGCUGUGCUGGAUGGUGUAGACAUGCUGUUGAUACAGAAUGUUCACCUCAGAAAGUCAAAGCUUCGAGUCCUGGACCUGAGAAAUGUGCACCAUGUCUUCUGGGAUGCAUGGCCUGGAAUAGAAUGUGGAGAGAGCUCAACAGGGACACUGAGUAAGGAGCAAACAGGGAAUUGCCUUAAUAGAUAUGCCCUAAGGCAGCUUUUGAAGGUGGUCACUGAUUUUGACUUAAGAACUCACCUAAAUGAACAGCAAGCAUAUUUGUUGCAGUGGGCCCAGCAGCAAAAAGGUUCUGUGAGGCUGUGCUGUAUGAAGGUGACAAUCUGUGACACUCCUAUGAAGAUUAUCAAGAUGUUUUUUAGCAUAUUCCAGCCAUGCUACAUUGAGGAACUGGAACUAUCCACAGGCUGGACUCCUGCAGCACUGAGUUGUUUCGCACGUUGCUUUGGCCAGAUGAGAAAUUUGCGCAAACUCCAUCUAGCACGCAUUUAUGUUAACACCAAAAAAGCUGUAAAUUCCUUGGAAGACAUAGAGGAGAAAUAUACUGCUAGGCUCAUUUCUCAAAUUUCCAAACUCAACUGUCUCCAGCAUCUCUUCAUCAAUGGUGUCUACUUUUCCAGUGAGCACAUGAAACAGUUGUUCAGAUGCCUGAAGAGCCCCUUGGAGUCUCUGUCCAUCAAACUCUCUGAGUUCUCCCAGUCAGACCUGGAACACCUCUGUCGGUGUCAGAGGCUUUUUCAGCUGAAGCACCUGACCCUCUGUGGUGUGGUAUUAUUCAACCUAUGUCCUGCACUUCUCCAAUUUCUCCUUGAGAAUGUAGCAGCCACUUUGCAAAUUCUGGAGUUAGAGGACUGUGGUAUUGGGGACUCUCAGCUCAGUGCCCUCCUGCCUGCUCUGAGCCAGUGCCUCCAGCUAACCAGGGUAAACUUCUAUGACAAUGUCAUUUCCAUAUCUGUCCUGAUGGACCUUCUGCAAAUCUUGGCCAAUCUAAGCAAGUUAACUGAGGAGUUCUACCCUGCCCCAAUGGAGUGCUAUGAUGACCUGGGUAAUGUACAAGUGAACAAAUUUGCCAGUGUGUGUCCUGAUCUCCUGGAUAUACUCAGAGCCAAAAGACAACCCAUAAGAGUCACCUUUGCUACAGACAUUUGCCUCAAAUGUCACCAGCGCUGUGUCUUUGAUGGGAAGACAAGGCUUUGCCAUUGUUUGUCAUAA
This is a messenger RNA of Peromyscus maniculatus bairdii (prairie deer mouse), 1446 nucleotides long. The record is from RefSeq and is a predicted model, not a curated record. NCBI's taxonomy places the organism in Eukaryota, Metazoa, Chordata, Mammalia, Rodentia, Cricetidae.